AUGGGAGUCUUGCAUGCAAAGGAACCAAAUAUACCCAAAGAUUAUCGAAUGUCACCUGAAACAUAUCCUUCAAAUCCAUUACAACCUGAAGUACCUCCACGUUCAGAUGUACAUGAUAAUUCUGGUCCAGCAGCUGUUGUCCGUACCAUUGAUUUGCAUCAAAGGAUUCGGGUAGACAAAGUUCAUAUCGACGGUCUUGUGAGAACGAAAGAUGACAUUGUUAAAGCUCAAGUGAUGGAUUUGUUCAAAGCUAAAGAUUUUCGCCAGGUUGUUGAUCAUGCUCAAACAGUUAGGAAUAAGUUGGAGUCUAUAGGUUGUUUUAAUAAAAUUGGAGUCAGUAUUGAUACGAGUAAGGGUCCAAAUGCAAGUCCAGACGGAGUUGAGGUAACAUUCAAUGUAAAAGAACUGAACCGUUUAAGUGGUGGAAUAAGUACAAUGAUUGGUAACAAUGAAGGUUCAGUUCUAAUCCAAGGAAAAGCUCCAAAUAUCUUUGGCCGUGGUGAGCGCUUACAAGCUGAGUAUUCCUACGGAUCAAGAAGUACAUCGAAUAUUAAUAUAUCAGCAGUGAAACCAUUUGUCGACAAUUGGCUGCAUACAAUACUAACAACAAGUGUGUUCAGUACAGCUACUGAUGUACCCUGGUCAGGUUACAAAGAAAAAGACAAUGGUAUCUUGAUUGACGUAGCUAUUGCACCGGGAGCUCUCAAGCAUAAUUUCCAAUAUGAGGCAACUUAUCGGAACAUAAUUGGUACCAAGGAUGCUACAUUUAGAGUCCGUGAACAGUGUGGUCCGAGUCUUAAGUCAUCUUUGAGGCAUAUUUGUUCAAUUGACAAGAGAGACGAUACGAUAUUUCCUACCGGUGGGAGUCAUGUUUCAUUUUCCACCGAAUUAGCUGGUCUGGGUGGUGAUACGGGAUUCAUGAAGUAUGAAUUUAUGCUACAAAGUAACUGGACGCCGCUUGAAUUUUUGACAUUUCAACUUGGAGCACAAGCUGGAUUCUUGCGGGAAAUAAGUAAUGAUUUACAAGUAAAUAUUUCUGAUUUAUUUUUCCUGGGUGGUCCAAUGAAUAUUCGUGGCUUUCCACGCCGGGGUUUGGGGCCUCACUGUGACAACUAUGCAAUGGGAGGCAAUACAUUCUGGGCUUUAGCACUUCAUCUUUAUACUCCGCUGCCUUUUAGACCGGGGAAAAAUAGUUUUGGUGAUUUAUUCAGGCUACAUGGCUUUAUCAACGGUGGUAAUUUAGGAAAUGUUAGUUUUCAAAAAGAUGGUGAUUAUUCCGACUACUCAAAAAUAUUCACAGAAAACGUACGAUGGUCAGCCGGCGCAGGAAUAGCGAUGAAGCUCGGUGGCAUAGCAAGAAUCGAAUUAAAUCUCGUAAUGCCUUUAAUGAUGGGUAGACAUGACAUGUUCCAACAGUAUCAAUUCGGAAUCGGUGUCCAAUAUUUAUAA
Cotesia congregata is the source of this 1449-nucleotide messenger RNA. The record is from the annotation of a GenBank genome assembly. Lineage: Eukaryota; Metazoa; Arthropoda; Insecta; Hymenoptera; Braconidae.